AUGAAUCCCCAACGAAUCAGACCGAGACCUAAAGGUCCUCCUGUGCCCCAGCCCCCCUUACGCCCGGCAUACAUGCAAGCAUGCCGUCCUUCCCAGAAUGUACCUUCCCACAGAAAAUUCAUGUCCAACCAUGUCACCUUUCCCUUGUCGUCUCCCGGCUUCGGUACACAGAAUCAGGUCUCCUUCCAGGGCAGUCUCGAUGACUUCGGUAUUCCUCACAACCUGGGUAUGCUGCGUGGGGCCAGUAGACGGCUAGGAUCACAGCAGCCAUCUGGCCGAGUAACUGUCCUGCCCGAAUUCCGACGACCUGAGAUCCCGCGCAGUCUCGAGCCAUCUAGCAGCUCCCAACAAUCAGAAGCCAACACAUCUGCAUAUCGACUUCAGCACAGCCAGUCUGUACCUUUAGUCUACAGUGGCCCUGGUCCAAGCCCGAUCGUAAGGCCAGGAACUGCGGACGUAACCGAGUUGAUUCCACGACGCCCUCCGGUCUUCCCCGAGCGUCGAGUACGAGAAGGAAGAAUACUGCCUCUGAGCCAACCGACACCAGGCAUGGGAAGAGCCCUUUCCUCCCAACACCACGAGGAACUACCUCCGCAUUCCUCAGCGCCUCUUGCCACACAGGUGUCGCUCCAGCACCAGCAGCCGCGAGCUUUGGCUCCGGCAAGCACUUCCUCCAUAUCGCCAGGAUCGCAGAAACGAAAGGUGCCUGACACGACAGAAGAUGCUGCUGCAAAUACCAAAAGACCUCGAAAUGUCACUUCUCAGCCGGUGAUCAAAGCCAGCAAGUUUGAAGGAAUGACCAAGGAAUCUAAGGACGCCAUGACCAAUGAGCGGAGCAGUUUGAAGACAGUGGAUGCGGCAGUGCUUCUGUCUGUGGAUGUUAAUAAACUUUUCAAGAUGCAAAUGCAAGACAGUCAGCUCUUUGAGAAUUCAGCACUGGACUGGUUGGCGCGAAGGGUUGUGGGCGAUGACGCUCUAUGGGAACAGGUGGAGAGUUUCCUCGGGAGUAUCUGA
This is a messenger RNA of Pseudomassariella vexata, 1014 nucleotides long. RefSeq lists its product as uncharacterized. Lineage: Eukaryota; Fungi; Ascomycota; Sordariomycetes; Amphisphaeriales; Pseudomassariaceae. Bases 1 to 1014 code for a protein of 337 amino acids. The record is from RefSeq and is a predicted model, not a curated record. The transcript has a single exon.